Messenger RNA from Kazachstania africana CBS 2517, 891 nucleotides. It is a transcript of the gene DPI35, whose product is annotated as Dpi35p. The record is from RefSeq and is a predicted model, not a curated record. The transcript has a single exon. NCBI's taxonomy places the organism in Eukaryota, Fungi, Ascomycota, Saccharomycetes, Saccharomycetales, Saccharomycetaceae. The coding region runs from base 1 to 891 and encodes 296 amino acids.
AUGAGUUUCCCCAAAAAGGUCUCUUUACCUGUAUUAAAAUGUCCUAAAAUUAUUACCUUCGAUGCAUAUAAUACAUUAUAUUGCACUACUCUGCCUGUGAUGGAGCAGUAUUGUUUAGUAGGCAGAAAGUAUGGAAUAAAAGUGGACCCUAGAACACUCACGAGCAAUUUUCCUCCUAUUUUCAAGGAACUCAGGACUAAAUACCCCAAUUAUGGCAAGCAUGAUGGUAUUACGGCUGAACAGUGGUGGGGUUUGUUGAUUAAGAGGGUUUUCAAGCCGAUCAAUGUUCCUAAUGAAAUGGUCAGUGAUAUUUUAUUGAGAUUUGAAGGCGAGGAAGCAUAUGCUGUGUACCCUGAUGUACUAGAGUUUCUUCAGCGAUGUAAAGAAAAAAUGCCAGGAAUCAUUCUAGGUAUAAUAAGCAACACUGAUCCAAUCGUUAAUAAACUGUUGAAGAAUUUAAAGCUAACACAGUUCUUUGAGGGGAAUAUCUACCUUUCUUACGAUUUGGAACUUUCCAAGCCUAAUCGCGAAAUUUUUGACUUUGCAUUAACUGAUAUUGUGAAGAGGAAUAGAUUGGCAUUCGAUGGCACGUUAGAUGACUUUAAAAAGUCUUGUUGGCACAUUGGUGAUGAGCUCCACAAUGAUUUACAGGGCGCAGCGAACUCCGGAUGGAAUAGUAUUUUGAUUGACAGAAGUAAUAGAAAUGGGUUUUUUAAUACUACAAGAGGUUUACCAGAAAGGAGUGAGCAUGACUUAACACUUGAAAAGGUAGAUCAUGAAGCCAAGAGAAUUUGGGAGUUGAGUAUACUCCAAAAUGAUAUUAUCCAGUACAGCGAAAAAAGUUACGUCGUUGCAAAUAUGAGGAUGCUGAAUGAUAUAUUCUUUACUUGA